AUGGCUGGUUUUUCGUUCGCGAAUUCGCUCGACAAAGUGCCGGGUGGCGAAGCUCUCCCCACAGAGUUCACAAUAAACGCUUCCCCGUCGACGGACGUGUGGGCCAAGCCACCUUCCACCGAGAGGUUCAAUGCUCCUAUCCUCUACAAAUCCAUUACACUGGAUAGCUUCAGGCGUGCCCGAGUCGCAUUCUCGGCCAACUGGCGCCAGAAGUACGACCAGGGUGGACUGAUUCUUGUUCUUAACGGGGCCAACGGGAGUCGCAAAUGGGUCAAGACUGGCAUUGAGUUCACCCACGGGAAAACUCAUUUGAGUACCGUGACUAAGGAUCGAUGGGCAGAUUGGAGUCUGCUUCCAGUUCCAUCCGGCGGCGCAGGGGCAACGCUGGAGAUUGUCAGAGAACCGGACGACAGCUUAUGGGUUUACCUCGUUGAGGGGAUCCAAAAGUCGCCGAUUCGAGAGGUGACUUGGGUCUUUGCUGAAAAGGACGUUACUGACACCUGGAUUGGUUUCUACGCGGCGAGGCCAUCGGGCGAGGGAGGUGAUUUGGUCGUGAAUUUCGCUUCCGCGGUGAUCGAUGCGACGGAUUCAACAAAAAAAUAA
Aspergillus puulaauensis is the source of this 603-nucleotide messenger RNA. RefSeq lists its product as uncharacterized. NCBI's taxonomy places the organism in Eukaryota, Fungi, Ascomycota, Eurotiomycetes, Eurotiales, Aspergillaceae. Bases 1 to 603 code for a protein of 200 amino acids. The transcript has a single exon. The record is from RefSeq and is a predicted model, not a curated record.